UGGAGGAAGUAAAAAACAGGAUUACCCUUAGCUACAGAUCCACUGCCUUAGUUUCCAUAACCAACUGCAGUGCACAAACACACAGUCAUUAGGCACAGCAAAGAAAGAGAGAAAGGAAAAGGCUCAUUAACAAAACAAACAAACAAGGGUGAUGGAAUUGAUUUACUGCAUGCACUGCUGAGCACUGCACUUUGACUAUGGAAGCAGAGGCUACUGAUGGAUACAUGCCAUGUGACAAUGAACUUUCGCCCGAAAGGGAGCACUCCAAUAUGGCAAUUGACCUCACCUCAAGCACACCUAAUGGGCAGCAUACCUCACCAAGUCACAUGACAAGCACAAAUUCCAUAAAGCUAGAAAUGCAAAGUGAUGAUGAGGAUUCUGACAGGAAGCCCCUGAGGCGGGAAGAUGGGAUCAGGGGUCAUGACGAAGGGAGCAGCUUGGAGGAACCUCUCACUGAGAACCAUGAGAUGGUGGAGAACAGAAAAAUGCAGGAGCUGUCGGGCGAGGGAGGAAUCCGGCUUCCGAAUGGUAAACUGAAAUGUGACGUCUGUGGCAUGGUUUGCAUUGGGCCCAAUGUGCUUAUGGUGCAUAAAAGGAGUCACACUGGUGAGCGUCCCUUUCACUGUAACCAAUGUGGAGCUUCCUUCACACAGAAGGGGAAUCUACUGAGGCACAUCAAAUUACACUCUGGGGAGAAACCAUUCAAAUGUCCCUUCUGUAGUUAUGCUUGCCGGAGGAGGGAUGCCCUUACAGGACACCUCAGGACACAUUCUGUGGGUAAACCUCACAAAUGUAACUACUGUGGACGGAGUUACAAGCAGCGCAGUUCUUUGGAGGAGCACAAGGAACGCUGUCACAACUACCUUCAGAAUGUCAGCAUAGAGGCUGCUGGGCAAGUCAUGGGCCAUCAUGUACCUACUAUGGAAGAUUGUAAGGAACAAGAACCUGUGAUGGACAACAAUGUUACUCUGGUGCCUUUUGAAAGACCUGCUGUUAUAGAGAAGCUGACAAGCAACAUGGGAAAGCGUAAAAGCUCCACCCCACAGAAGUUUGUGGGUGAGAAGCUCAUGAGGUAUGGCUAUCCAGAUAUUCAUUUUGAAACGAACUUACCUUAUGAGAGAGAAGCUGAGCUGAUGCAGACUCAUAUGAUGGACCAAGCGAUCAACAAUGCAAUCUCUUACCUUGGAGCAGAGGCACUUCACCCCCUGAUACCACACACGCCAAGCACAAUGGCUGAUGUGACACCCGUCAUCAAUUCAACGUAUGCUCAGGUCUACAACCCUAACAGGAUAGAAAGGCCAAUGAGCAGAGAAACAGCUGACAGCAAUGAAAAUAACAUGGAUGGCCCUAUUUCCCUCAUCAGACCAAAGAGUCAACUCAAGGAAAGAGAGGCUUCUCCAAGCAAUAGCUGCCUGGAUUCCACUGACUCAGAAAGUAGCCACGAAGACCACCAAUCCUACCAAGGAAACCCUGCCUUAAUUCCCAAACGGAAGCAAAGUCCAGCUUACAUGAAGGAGGAUUCCAAGGCUUUGGAUGUCACAAAAGCAUCUAAGGGCUCUUUAAAGGAUAUCUACAAGGUUUUCAAUGGAGAAGGAGAGCAGAUAAGGGCCUUUAAGUGUGAGCACUGUCGAGUUCUUUUUCUAGACCAUGUCAUGUACACCAUCCACAUGGGGUGUCAUGGCUACCGGGACCCAUUAGAAUGCAACAUUUGUGGCUACCGAAGCCAGGACCGCUAUGAGUUCUCAUCACACAUUGUUCGAGGGGAGCACACAUUUCAUUAGGCCUUCCCUUCCAAAGGGGACUCUGAAGUCGGGGUGGGGGGGGAAUACUGCACAUGAAGAAAUACUGCACUUACAAUCCCACUUUUCCUCAGACAUUGACACACCUUUUGUCGUCGUUGUUUUUGUUGCUUUUUUUUUAAUUAUUGUUCUUGUCAUUAACCUUAUUUUGUGGACCCAACUUCACUUGGCACCAGUGGUGAGACGGGAAGGAAGGGACCAGAGAGUAGUUCUCUUAUUUUUACUGUUGCUUUUGCUCUGAAAAUUGGUGUUGACUUUUUAGUGGGAAUUGAAAGGCAGUCCAUUUCUGUCACACUUUUUUUCCAUGCAUUUUGUAAUAUCCUGGGUACAGCUGAACUCCAAGAGGUGCUCUAACAUCAAGUUGUCAGCUUUUGUUAGCUUAAUAAUUUCAGGCAAUAGGUACAUACAUUUCAGAGGAAAGCCCUUUCAAAUAUGUAGAUACAUUUUGGGGUUCAGAACAGGGGUGAAGAGAGACAAUUCGUUUGAAAAAUUUUCCAGCAUGGGGGAAGGUUUAACAUAGAACUAACCCAUAUUCUAGAAAUUUAGGAGCACAGACGCCUAUCAAUAUUCAUUCAGAAGUUAUUUCCUGAGGUGAGCUCUGUGUUGUUGUUUUUCUGGAAUAUAAAUUAGAUGUUUAUGUGUAAUACUGAACCAUAUAAUAGAAGCUCGAUUUUACAUAUAAUAUGACAACCUGCAGGAGGUUUGAAGUCCAAUAAUGUUAUUUUACUUAUCCUAGUAUGCACUUUUAAAAGAAGAAUCAUUAUCAUCACUGAUAUGCUCUUAUGUCAUAAAUGUUAAUUUACCAGUUUCUUCGUACAAGCACUCCAUUAGCCUUAAUUAGAUGCAAAGAAAGGCAUUUUCAAAUCUAGUUGUUUAAGUGACUAACAAUUAGAUUCAAUGCAUGUUU
Molecule: messenger RNA, 2706 nt
Organism: Hemicordylus capensis (graceful crag lizard)
Lineage: Eukaryota; Metazoa; Chordata; Lepidosauria; Squamata; Cordylidae
Gene: IKZF2
Product: IKAROS family zinc finger 2
Exons: 8
Coding region: 198-1781 (527 amino acids)
Biological process (GO): regulation of transcription by RNA polymerase II
Molecular function (GO): RNA polymerase II cis-regulatory region sequence-specific DNA binding; DNA-binding transcription factor activity
Source: RefSeq, a predicted model, not a curated record